AUGUUUGAACUUAUUUGGAGCUUCAACUCCGCUUUGGCCUGGCUCAUUGGUAUCUACACUUUCGUCCACAGCAUGUGUAUGAUCACCAGGUGUCUCAUCAGGAACUUCAUCAGGAAGCCUCUGGAUCUUACCCAGAGAUACGGAAAAGGCUCUUGGGUGGUCAUCACAGGUCCGACCGGAGGCAUCGGAUCAGAGUACUGCAAGCAGCUGGCUAAGCAAGGCUUCAACCUGGUGCUGCUUGGCAGAAACAAGCAGAAGCUCGAUGACUUAGAAGCCGAGCUUAAGAGAGACCACCCACAGCUGAAGACAAAGAUUGUGGUUGCUGACUUUGGAGAGGAUAUAUCACCUGAGUUUUACGAGAAGCUGUACGACCAAAUGAAAGAUUUAGAUGUAUCAAUGCUUAUAAACAAUGCUGCUAUUUUGAAUAGUGGAUUCUUUGAGGAUUCACCCAUUCAAGACUUAAUAUCUAGAGCGAAUCUUAAUAUGGGAGCACCUGCAUUAUUAGUGAGGUUUUUUAUCAAUGAUUUCUUAAAAAGAGGAAACAGGACAGCUAUCAUCAAUGUUUCUUCAUUGGUGAAUGUUUUUCCAUCCCCAUUUGUUAGAGAAUAUUCAGGCUCAAAAAGAUUUUUAUCAUUAUUCUCAUAUUUCUUGCAUGAUAAUUAUGGGGACAAAAUUGAUGUGCAGGACCUUUCUCCUGGAAUGGUCUCUACUAACAUGGCAGGCAACAGGAAGUCAUCUGAUACUAUCUCGGCAGAGCAUUGUGUUUCCAGUAGCCUGAGAGAUCUUGGACAAGAGUUCUGCACAGUCCCUUCGGUUAUCCACAGCUUAUUCGGACAGGUCAUCUUUGUUUGCUAUAGAUAUUUAACUCCUGUAUUUCAUGGAGUGAUAGUUAGAGGCGCUGAAAAAGACACUUUGGCAAGUUAUUAUAGAAAGAACAAGAGUAGAGUUUUCGGUGAAAAACCCUCCUAA
Moneuplotes crassus is the source of this 969-nucleotide messenger RNA. The record is from the annotation of a GenBank genome assembly. NCBI's taxonomy places the organism in Eukaryota, Ciliophora, Spirotrichea, Euplotida, Euplotidae.